This is a messenger RNA of Naegleria fowleri, 2229 nucleotides long. RefSeq lists its product as uncharacterized. Lineage: Eukaryota; Heterolobosea; Eutetramitea; Acrasida; Naegleriidae. The coding region runs from base 1 to 2229 and encodes 742 amino acids. The record is from RefSeq and is a predicted model, not a curated record. The transcript has a single exon.
AUGGAUGCCAAAGAGUUGAGCGGUCAUUCGUUAGAAUAUUUACUUAGUGCAUUGAUUAGAAAUGGCAAACCAAGUGGUGUUUUAAUGUCUAUGCAUAUACCUGCUCCACACCUCUUUGCUCUAAAGACAAGUACAACACCACAAAAACAAUCACCAACAUCUAAUUCUACUGUUACGUAUUAUUAUUACGAACGUGACAUUGAAACCUCACUAUUUUGUUUGGAUUUACUCUGUGAUGUGCUAAUUAGCAACAAUCUAAAUAGAAAUACCAUCACAGAUCGAUUGAAACUCAUUUGGAAUUAUGCAUAUGGUCAUGUAUAUAAGCUCAUGAUAUCAAUUUUACAAAUAUAUGAGCCUAUCAACGUUAUACAAUCCAUUUAUCAAGUCUCUUCAAGUGCACAAAGUGCACCUUCUUCUCUUGGCUCGUCAUCAAAAGUUAGUGGUAGUACUAAUUCACUUCCUUCAGAAAGGGCUAGCCCAAUCUCUACUUCAACAACAACUUUACGUACACGAAUGACCAAACAACAUUAUCAUAUUCUUCAAAGAUGUAUUACAUGUAUUUGGAGAUUAUGCAUGGAAUUGUCUACUCCUUCAACAUCACUUAACCAAGUUACCGACAAAUCCUCUUCCGAGCAACAAGAAUGGUCCUUUAUUCAAAAAGAAAUGUUAUCUGUUCUUAUUGAUCACCUUGGAAAGCAGUGGAAUGAGGGUCUUCUUGGAGUAUUUCACAUGAGCCUACUUCCAAUGAUUCACAUGUUUUUAUCAAGGCAUGGUGAAAAUCUUUUAUCACCAAUGGGGAAAAAAUUCAUUCAUGAGAGAACCAACAUGACAAACAAUACUAGUGGAAAUACUUUGGUGCUUUCCUCAAUAUCCCAAGUAAUUGUUGAAUUUUGGGAUCAUUUAGUUUUUAAGAUGUUAAAAAGUAUUUCAACUGCCUCAACUAGUUGGAUCAACAACAAUCCAAGUAGUACUUUAUUCACUUCACUAAAACCUUCUCAACAAUUACAACUAAUAUCAAGAUCAUUGGACGUAUUAACAUUAAGCUUACAACAAAAUACCACCCACUCUCAAGACAGUAGUAGUUUCAAUAUUUGGUUCGUGGUUCCAGACAAUAUUCCAACCUUUGUACAAACGUUAAUUUCCAUUCUCAGUGCCUCCAUAACUACCAAUGUCAAUGUACAAAGCUCAAACUCAAACCAUACUCAGUUUAUUGGAACACUUAAAAAACUCAUGACACUCGCACAAGACAUUUUAUCAAUAUUAGAAAAUUUAGUUCCUGAAAUUUUGAAAAGAAUUGUCUCAACAGCAUUUUCAUCUGUUAAUGGCUCUCAAAACGUAAUACGAUUAGACAACAAAUGGAUCAAUGCUUGGCUUUCAAUUUUAGAGGGAAUUUCAGUUUUAUGUUGUACAGGAGGAAUUAACAAUUCGUCGAGCUCAGGAAAUGCUUUGCAUUUACUCAUGUCACAACUUAAUAAUAAUCAAAUUCAAAUGCUGUCUCAGCUUCAAAGAGAUAUUAGAACACAAGCCCUCUCUGCACUUCAAAGAUCUCUCAUUGUCAGUUGUGACUUUAAAUACGCUUCAUCCUUGAACCAGCAAUUAAUGAAUGAUUCUCCAAAUGAGAAUCUUAAGUAUUUACUUAAUGACCAAUUAUUGAUGCUCUGUAUGGAAAAGGUAUUAAUCAAAUCUUUCCUUCAAACUCUUUUAGGCUUGAAACCAAAAACAACAGAAUACCAAUCUAAUCACAAUACUGAAAUGGAUAUCUCAUCUCUGGAAGAACUUCGUGUCCGUGCUAACAAUUUAUUGGCCAGGAUAUUCCUCCACUUUCUGCCUAGAAUGUUCACAAUUUCAGAGAACCAACAGGAGAGUGGUUUUCACUCGUUGUGGCUUUUGAUUCUCCAAAUCAUGUAUAGCUUUUUGUUGGUAAAACCAAAGAGUGACCACUUAAGGGAAGCUUUACCUGAAUUACUUAAGAAUAUGAUUCUUGUUAUGAAUAAUAUUGAGGUGUUCAAAUUGAAUCCUCAACUAUGGACUCUUACAGAGAAUGAGCUUUCCCAAACUAUGCCUUCACUUGUUGAGGAUGUGAAACCACGAAUUAUUGCUUCAAUGAAUAGUAAUCAAUCCGACAAUACCCUUUCCAAUGAGAGUGAGACCAAUGCUUCUCCUGCUGCAACAAGCUCUGUUCUACCAACUCCGAACGAACAAGAGGUAACUCAGCCAAGGCAACAAUGA